Schistosoma intercalatum is the source of this 1078-nucleotide messenger RNA. NCBI's taxonomy places the organism in Eukaryota, Metazoa, Platyhelminthes, Trematoda, Strigeidida, Schistosomatidae. The record is from the annotation of a GenBank genome assembly.
UAGUUAUUAGACGUUGUUUUAAUUUUUUCAUGCUGGCGGUCCACCGACCUCGCUAAUUACAGGUGGGAAUUCAAAAUGCCCGCAGGCAAACCGUCUGGUCUGAAGACUGCUCGCAAACUUCGAGAUCAUCGCCGAACCCAGAAAUGGUCGGAUAAAGCAUACAAAAAGGCUCAUAUUGGAACGAGGUGGAAAGCGAAUCCUUUCAAGGGUGCCUCACACGCUAAGGGUGUUGUACUAGAGAAGGUUGGUGUUGAAGCUAAACAACCAAAUUCUGCCAUCCGUAAAUGUGUAAGGGUUCAGCUUUUAAAGAAUGGGAAGAAAAUCACUGCUUUCGUACCUAAUGAUGGGUGUUUAAAUUUCAUUGAGGAAAAUGAUGAAGUUCUUGUAUCUGGUUUCGGGCGAAAGGGGCACGCAGUCGGCGAUAUACCUGGUGUAAGGUUCAAGAUUGUUAAGGUUGCAGGUGUAUCCCUUAAGGCUUUGUACACACAUAAGAAGGAAAGACCCAGGGCUUAGUAUUUUUCAUAAUAUAUUUUCGUUUUUGGAUAUGGAUUGUUAAUUACGAAUAACAUGUUGACACGGUUUUAUUGUAUAGUGACAUCUUUUCUUCAUCUACUGAUGUGCCCGGUACCUGAACUUCACGUUCUAGUGCAUUAAGUUACUACCCGUUUAAAAUGCAUAGUCGAAUAUAUAUUUUCGCGUUAGUCUGCUUGUAUUUGAGUACUAUCACAUGUUAUUUAUAAAAGAUGCGUACCGCGCUGUGGGGGUAUAUCUUGUCAUUCCAAUGUAAGUAUGUUCUCGAAAUAAUCUUACCACCAGUACAUCAACGUGAAAUAAUAUUGAUUGAUUCAUCUAACUCCUGGUUGUUUAUUUAGAAUCUCAUUUGUUUCCAUUAAUUUCAUCAAGAUCGAAGUUGUGUCUAUUGCUUCAUGCUAUGUAUUGUUCAUUGCGAUAAUUAACCUAACCAAUGUGACCACUCUUUUGCUAGGUUAUAUCUGUUUACAACUGGUUAAGUGUAUGCUGAUAUUGUCAUGACCAAAUUCUCCAACCCAAUACAUACAUUUUUUAAGCUUUGUGCCUC